This is a messenger RNA of Cloeon dipterum, 3402 nucleotides long. It is a transcript of the gene me31B, whose product is annotated as ATP-dependent RNA helicase me31b. Gene Ontology annotation, cellular component: cytoplasmic stress granule; P-body. The transcript has 8 exons. NCBI's taxonomy places the organism in Eukaryota, Metazoa, Arthropoda, Insecta, Ephemeroptera, Baetidae. Gene Ontology annotation, biological process: P-body assembly; negative regulation of translation; cytoplasmic stress granule assembly. The coding region runs from base 318 to 1649 and encodes 443 amino acids. The record is from RefSeq and is a predicted model, not a curated record. Gene Ontology annotation, molecular function: mRNA binding; ATP binding; RNA helicase activity.
CUUCAUGGCUCAUGCUCUCAGCUGCUUCCAAGCCUCCUUCCCCUAAUACAAGAGCGAAAAUUUUUAGUUUGAGUGAGUUCAGCGUUCAGCAAACAACGAGUAAAAGCAGUUUGAGAGUCGCUGUGAAAAUCAGUCAUUUCAGGAUAAUUCCUUGGAUCGGCAGCAGCGGCAGCAGGUUAUUGGCCUUUGGAUCUUCAAGUUGAUGCGCCGCCUCUGGGGGCGCACUAAAAUCUUGUUAGCGCGUGUUUCGCAGCCUCCACAGUUGUUUUCUUUUUCUAACAACCUUAUUCGGCUGUGUCCGAGCCACUGUCCUCACCAUGAUGACGGAAACACAUUUGAAUAGUACAAACCACACCAUGGGUAGCAAAUUGGAUUCAGAUAAAAUGGACGACAUUGGAUGGAAGUCCAAGCUCAAAAUCCCUCCUAAGGAUAAAAGGAUUAAGACUAGCGAUGUAACCGACACAAGAGGCAACGAGUUUGAAGAGUUCUGCCUGAAGCGCGAGCUGCUGAUGGGCAUUUUCGAAAAAGGCUGGGAAAAACCGUCUCCUAUUCAAGAGGCCAGCAUACCGAUUGCAUUGACAGGCAAAGAUGUGCUCGCCAGGGCCAAAAAUGGCACUGGCAAGACAGGAGCCUACUGCAUCCCAGUGCUUGAGAAUAUCGACUCCAAAAAGGAAACUAUUCAAGCUCUUGUGAUUGUGCCAACCAGGGAGUUGGCACUGCAGACUAGUCAGAUUUGUAUUGAGCUUUCUAAGCACAUGCACAUUAAGGUCAUGGUCACGACUGGUGGUACUAACUUGCGAGACGAUAUCAUGAGAAUAUUCCAGAAAGUACAAGUGGUUAUUGCCACGCCAGGACGCAUUUUGGAUCUGAUGGAAAAGAAGGUGGCCAACAUGGACAACUGCAAAGUGCUUGUGCUUGAUGAGGCUGACAAACUGCUGUCGCAAGACUUCAAAGGAAUGCUUGAUACCGUCAUUGCCAAGCUGCCCAAGGAAAGGCAAAUUCUGCUGUAUUCUGCCACCUUCCCGCUCACGGUGAAGAAUUUCAUGGACAAACACCUCAAGAGCCCUUACGAGAUCAACCUGAUGGAAGAGUUGACUCUGAAAGGAGUCACCCAGUACUAUGCUUUUGUCCAAGAAAGACAAAAAGUGCAUUGUCUCAACACUCUAUUUUCAAAGCUGCAAAUCAACCAGAGUAUAAUCUUCUGCAACUCAACACAACGAGUGGAACUUCUUGCCAAAAAGAUAACGGAACUCGGUUAUUGUUGUUAUUACAUUCACGCCAAAAUGGCGCAGGCACACCGCAACAGAGUGUUCCACGACUUCCGCGCAGGACUGUGCAGGAAUCUGGUGUGCUCAGAUCUGUUCACUCGCGGUAUUGAUGUGCAAGCAGUCAACGUCGUGAUAAACUUUGAUUUCCCCAAGAUGGCUGAAACGUAUUUGCACAGAAUCGGCCGCUCAGGCAGAUUUGGCCACCUUGGUAUCGCCAUCAAUCUGAUUACUUACGAAGAUCGAUUCGCCCUGCACAGGAUCGAACAGGAGCUUGGCACUGAGAUCAAGCCCAUACCCAAGGUGAUUGACCCCUCGCUGUACGUGGCCAAGUUCGACGAGCAUGGUGACCACGAAGAUGGCAACACAAACGUUGGUUCGUAAACGGCAGCUGCAACUUCCACUUUAAUCACACUCUGGAACUUAAAAAGCCAUUGUUAUUUCUGCGAAUCUGGUUGAAAAAUUGAAGUAGGUGUACAUACAAGACAGUAUUUGGCAGAACAAGAGACCCAUUAAUUAAUGAUACUUAACCGUACAAGCCACAAAAAAAAAACAACCACACAUUGCCAUGAUAAAAUCAGAUUAAUUUUUAUACACGGCUACAGACUCACACUGACACACAUUUAAUUUUAUACACAUCGUCCGCAGAGAGGGCUUAAUUGAAGAGAAGAAAAGUUGAGAACAUUCAAAUUCUAACGUGGCUUGCUAAUGGUACAACUUAGACUGUCAAGUCAUUGCGCCAACUGCAAUGGCACGAAUGUGAAAGCGCGCGCACCUCCAACACUGCGUCGGUACCAAUUUUCGCGAUUGACGUUGGUGCAAAGAAUUGUAAAACUGCUAGAUAUGUAAAUUUAUUUUUGUAUAAUCUGGUGAGGAGAGCGACCCCGCUCGGCCUAGGAGUGAACAAAAGCACAAUUUGCCCGACAGGCGUUUCUCGAUCAUUUUGUGCAAUUUCCGUCGACCAUCUCAUCAAAGCCCUUGGACCUCGCACCAAAUUUUCGACGCGCCUGUCCGCCAUCUGAAUCUGUCAAGCUGGCGUCGCUGGGCCUUUCCUCACCUUGAGAGUGUAAUAUACAAAGUCUUUCUCCCGUUUGAGUGAACCAACCAGUGGCAAAUGCAUGAUUUAUGUCGGUUGGUCUCUUGACAAGCAACCGAGGGAGACAACUCGAUGGAGUUUAAACCGGACUGAUUGAAAGGGACUCCUGUUGAACCACAAGAUAGAAAAUGAGUGAAAAAGUGCGUCAAGACUGUUAAAUAACUGGACUCCUUUGCGAGAGAAAACUAUGAACGGGCGCAAGUGUGGCAGAAGAUGCUGAGUGGGAGAAUGCAAGCGUGAAUUUUCUUUGUGAUGGAAGAGCUACCAUCUUGUGAUCUGGGCCCGAAAAUUCAAUAAGGGCCAUCGCCGAUUGUUAAAGUAUUCCCGUGGAAAGUAGCGGCCACGGUUGAUGGCGAUAAUGAGGUGCUCUUGUCGGUCGGCGAUUUUGAACAUCUUAAAAGAGCCGAAAAUUUAUGAUUUACUGGUAAAAACUGCGAUCAGUACCUGUACUCGACCAAGAGGUCCCAAGGCAAAUACCUAAAAUUUGUUUCUUACAAAUUUGAAGCCUUAUUUCAUUGUCUCGUCGAUGAAGCGUAUUUUUCAACAAAAAAUUCAACCAGUCAAAGCAGUGCACUGGAGAUAAAGACUCAAUCGUGUGUGUGGCCCUAUACGAUUGAAUCAAACUUAAAUUAAUUUUUCCUUAAUUAUUAAAUUGAUGUUAUUGACAAAAUAUUCUAAAUUAGGGCCACUGGGGUAUUUCUCAUCCACAAUUUGUUAGCAGGAGGGUUAUCAUUUUAUUUCCUGAACAAUUUGUUUCAAGACUUCAAAAUUGUACCAUUUUUUGAAAGUUAAAAAAGUUAUAUUUGGCAACAUUCCAACAUAUUUUUGCUUCGAAAUACCGAAAACAGGAAAAAAAGAAAAAAAUUAGCUUCUAUGUGAAGAGCAAAAUGCUUCACUCAUAAAAUUAUCUUCUAUGUUUUACAUCAGAAUAUUCGCAUGUGAUAUUUUAUGCAAGAAAUGUUUAUGGUGUCAAGCUGGCCAUUACUUCCAUGACAUCUGAAUAUUGGCAAGAAAAUUAAAUUGCUCUUUACAUAUAACCUA